AAAUAAUCUCGAAUCCUAUCUUAGUGAAAAUAUAGGCACAACCAAGGAGAAUGAUGAAGGUAGGACAGUUGUUGCUAAUGGGAAAAAUGUCAAAUCUGGAGGAUCUAGCUCAGAUUUUAGAGCCAGAGGUC
Molecule: messenger RNA, 131 nt
Organism: Racocetra persica
Lineage: Eukaryota; Fungi; Glomeromycota; Glomeromycetes; Diversisporales; Gigasporaceae
Source: the annotation of a GenBank genome assembly